UCAGCGCCGUUUUCAUUCGCGGCCCUUUCAGUCUCGUCGUGUCUUCUCUUCGUUUCUCUCACGACGAUCUACCCAACAUAAUUUUCUCUCCCUCUCUCUCUUUCUCUUUCUUUCUUUCUCUUACUCUCGUGUUCUCUCUUUUUCUCUCUUUAUUUCUCUCACUCUAUCUCUGAAUGAAAUAGUUAGAUCUCUCAGUGCCAACUAUCCCUCCGCACCCGUUGGAUUGCAUCUCCCGUUUGAGGAUCAGUUCCUAUCGUUAUUGUUCAAGAAGACACGAAAAGAAAGAAAAAAAAAAGAGAUAUCUGAUUGAUAUUGAAAACAAAAGAAAAAACAAACAAUCAAACAGAAAAGAAAACGAAAAAUAAUUUAAUGUUACGUGAUUAAUUUAUUUAAAAAAAUAAAAAAAAAACAGAUCUUGUUCUAAAAUACGCGCGUAACAAGAAAAAAAAGACAUCUCGUAGACGCGAAAAUUAUUUUGUUCAUUUAUUAAUGCAAGGUAAUAAGAAGAAGAAGAAGAAGAAAAAGAAGAAGCAGAAGAAUAAGAAAGGAUAAUAAAAGAAUAAUAUUCGAAAUAGUUUAAUCUAAUGCAAAUUGAAUAGAUCUAUUUAUAAAGUAUAGUUAAAAGUGUCAGUGUCGUGUGUGGCGACGACGUAGGUCGAUGCAACGUUAAAAUGUGGGAAGCUCGAGUGCGUUUCUCGUUGCGAAUAAAGAAAAAGUGUGUUCGGAGUGAAUCGGCUUGUAGCUGACUAUAACUUCAAUCUGUUGAGCGAUGUACGGAACCUUUGCUUCCGGAAAGGCGUAAUUCCCGCAGGAUGACACCAACCGAUGGCCGAUCACGAUCAACUUCCGAAUCUAAUGCCACCGUUGGUACCAACACCAAUACAACCAUUCCCAUUAAUAAUAAUAACAAUAAUAAUAACAACAACAACAACAACAAUCAUAACGUUGCUAGCAAUGUUGGCGGGAAUGGUAAUAAUAGCAACAACGGCCCUAACAUGACCAACAAUUCGGUCACGGUCAAUUCCAACGGCCACGAUGAGUGUGUGGAAGUGACGAUAUUCGAUGAGAAUUAUGAUAACAACCGUCUUCCUGAUGUAGUUGCUGAAAGUAAAAUCUAUGGUGUUACCGACGAUGAGGAACCUACGGAAUCGUAUUGUGCAAUAACCAUUCAAGUUUUCAUACCCUUUUUGAUAGCUGGCCUUGGCAUGGUUGGAGCUGGAUUAGUCCUCGAUCUAGUACAACACUGGGUAGUUUUUGAUAAGGUUAACGAACUUAUGAUCCUGGUACCAGCACUUUUAGGUCUAAAAGGUAAUUUGGAAAUGACUUUGGCGUCUCGUCUUUCAACGCAAGCAAAUCUUGGACACAUGGACACGCCUAAACAACAGUGGUACAUGAUAGUUGGGAAUCUAGUUUUGAUACAAUGUCAAGCAAUAGUGGUUGGUUUUCUUGGAUCGGUGGUUGCAAUAGUGAUGGGUGCUUUUCGAAAUGGUACAGUUUCUUUGGAUCAUGCAUACCUGUUAUGUGCUAGCAGCUUAGUUACGGCAUCUUUGGCUUCCUUCGUACUCGGUUUGAUAACCGCCGGUGUCAUAGUAUUUUCACGUCAUUGUCAUAUCAAUCCUGACAACGUAGCCACGCCUAUAGCUGCAAGUCUCGGUGACAUCACGUCGUUAGCCCUUCUUUCAUGGAUCUCGACGAUUCUUUACGAAUCAAUCGAUAAACAGGAUUGGUUGGCACCACUGGUUAUUGCUUGUUAUGUUCUUGUAACACCACUUUGGGUUUGGAUUGCCAAAAGGAAUAAAUAUACCAAUGACGUGUUAUAUUCUGGAUGGACACCUGUUAUGGUUGCCAUGUUAAUUAGCAGUUGCGGUGGUUUGAUACUCGAGUUCAUGGUCUCCCGUUUCGAAAAUCUGACGGUAUUUCAACCGGUGAUUAAUGGUGUUGGUGGAAAUCUUGUUGCCGUUCAAGCUAGUAGAAUAUCAACGGCACUUCACAAACAGGCUGAACUUGGGACACUUUUGAUACCAACCGGUCAAACUCAUCCAGUCAUUUUCAUUACCCCAAUAGCUAAUUUCUUUGGCAAAGGUAUACACGCAAGAACAACGAGAGUAUUGAUGGCUAUGGUGAUACCCGGUCACAUAAUUUUCAUAUAUCUAAUUAAUUACAUGAAAGACGGUAACACAUCGUUAACACCAUUGUUCGUAUUUGUAUAUCUUUGUGCUGCCGUGUUACAAGUUGCUGCACUAUUGUAUAUCGCUUAUAUAAUGAUCCAUUGGAUGUGGAAAAGAAAAAUAGAUCCUGAUAAUUCGGCAAUACCAUAUCUAACAGCAAUGGGUGAUUUACUUGGCAUCAGUUUACUUGCUAUAGCUUUCCAAUUUUUAUAUCUCGUUGGUGAUCAGGAUUACGGCGAUCAAAUAAAACCCUGAACGUGUGUG
This is a messenger RNA of Polistes canadensis, 2432 nucleotides long. RefSeq names its product solute carrier family 41 member 1-like. Lineage: Eukaryota; Metazoa; Arthropoda; Insecta; Hymenoptera; Vespidae. Gene Ontology annotation, molecular function: monoatomic cation transmembrane transporter activity. The coding region runs from base 813 to 2423 and encodes 536 amino acids. The record is from RefSeq and is a predicted model, not a curated record. Gene Ontology annotation, biological process: monoatomic cation transport. The transcript is spliced from 7 exons. Gene Ontology annotation, cellular component: plasma membrane.